This is a messenger RNA of Vigna umbellata (rice bean), 1171 nucleotides long. NCBI's taxonomy places the organism in Eukaryota, Viridiplantae, Streptophyta, Magnoliopsida, Fabales, Fabaceae. The record is from RefSeq and is a predicted model, not a curated record.
GUCUCACUUGAUGCAGCAAAAGUUAUAAAUGUAACUCCUAGAUAUGCCCGUUUACGGGCAGGUGCAAAUGGCUCUGCAAAAGGAGAAAUUAUUGGGUGGGAGAACAUAGAACUUAUCAGUGAUAGGCCACUUGAAACCAUGUUGAAAGAAUUCAAGCAAUUGAAAGAAGAGUAUCCAGACAGAAUUCUGAUUGCUUCAAUCAUGGAGGAGUACAAUAAGGCUGCUUGGGAGGAGCUUAUCGAUCGAGUCGAGCAAACUGGAGUUGAUGCAAUCGAAAUAAAUUUCUCAUGUCCUCACGGUAUGCCAGAACGCAAAAUGGGUGCUGCUGUUGGCCAAGAUUGUGCUCUUCUGGAAGAGGUUUGUGGAUGGAUAAAUGCUAAAGCCACAAUUCCUGUUUGGGCUAAGAUGACUCCCAAUAUAACUGAUAUUUCACAGCCAGCAAGGGUUUCUCUAAGUUCAGGAUGUGAGGGAGUAUCUGCCAUAAAUACAAUCAUGAGUGUCAUGGGAAUCAAUCUCAAUACAUUACGUCCAGAGCCUUGUGUUGAGGGGUACUCAACUCCUGGGGGGUAUUCUGCAAAGGCAGUCCAUCCCAUAGCACUUGGGAAGGUGAUGACAAUUGCAAAGAUGAUGAAGUCAGAGUUUGACAGUGAGAACUAUUCACUUUCUGCCAUUGGUGGUGUUGAGACAGGCGGAGAUGCAGCUGAAUUUAUUCUUCUUGGGGCAAACACUGUUCAGGUGUGCACUGGGGUUAUGAUGCAUGGCUAUGGUCUUGUGAAGAAACUAUGUCUUGAGCUUAAAGACUUCAUGAAAAAGCACAAUUUCACAACAAUAGAAAACUUCAGAGGGGUUUCUCUUGAGUACUUUACUACUCACACUGAGUUGGUGAGAAGGCAGCAAGAAGCAAUUCAGAAGAGAAAAGCCAUAAAGAAAGGCUUGCAAUCUGACAAAGACUGGACUGGAGAUGGUUUUGUGAAAGAAAGUGAAAGUAUGGUAUCUAACUGAAAUCUUCAGCCAAAUCAAGCAUCAUGCAACCUUUCUUUUACAAUUUUUCAUUAUCAUGCAAAUGAGGAGGUGAAGCACAUUAUCCUUUGUUAUUAAUCAUGGAUAUUUAUCUUCCCAAGAACAUUAGAAUGUAUUAUGUCAGAAAAUAAAGGAAGUAUUUUUAACAAAA